AUGGGCGAGAACAAGGGAAAGCGGCCCGAGAGCGGGCCACCGCCGCAGCAUCCGGGAAGCACUGCACAGGCUCCCGACUUCGACCAAGCCGCCAGCCCGUACGGACCAUUUCCUGGCAUGUCUGGGCCCAUCGGCAGCCCUAGCCAACAACGGCAGCCGUCUUGGGGAAACCGAUCCCCGGUGGUGUCGAGCCCCCAGCAGCAGCAACCGCCACAACAAGGUCAGGCUGUUCAACAUCAGCAGGCAUACCGUGGUCAGGGCAGCCAGGGAUCGGGAAACCAGAGCCAGGUCCAGUCAGGGCCGGGCCAGUACCAGACGUCUCAGCAGCCGAGCUGGCAUGGCCAGCCGGUUGCGCAACAGAUGCCACAGCAGAAGCAGCCUGUGCAGCAGCCUGUGCAGCAGCAGCAGCCCUUGCAGCAGAGCGCGCCGUUUCCCAUCCACGGCCAGCCGGGUGGCCCGCAAUUCGUGCCCGAGGGAGGAUGGAAGCUGAAGGAGUCUCAUCUGCAGGAACCGCUCGCGUCCACGCGCCAGCGAUCGUCGCCCACGACACCCACGCAGCAGUAUUACGGCCUCGACAAGGAGGCCGAGCUGCUCUCGGCCGAGUCAACCGCUGCUAAUACCAUACAGGGCACUGGACAGCCAGAGCCAUCUGAGCCGCGUCCGCCUGCAAAGGACGACGACGUCGGUUCACCUCCAAUUGCUCUGGAGCAGCAGCAGCAACAUGUGGAGCCGAUGCCAGAGGAGGAGCCAAGGCCAGAGAAGAACCCGAACCCAGAGGAGGAGCAGCAGGAACAGAAGCAUCAGGAGCAGAAGCAUCAGGAGCAGAAAGCAUCAAGCAGGGAGCAGCUGUGGCAAGAGGAGCAACAACGGCCAAGAAUCAUCCCAGUGUCAGACGGGCAAAACCAUCAGCAUGCUUCCAAUGGUGAUGGACCUGCAGCUCCUUUCCAGACCCAGCAGCCCGGAGUGGUCCGAAGGCCUUAUCCACCCGCCGCUGCAGGCGACAGCAACGCCACUGACGAAAAGGGCCGCCGAUUCUCCAUGAUCAGCAACUGGCGUCAGUCUAUUCAUGGCACGCCACCGCCCUCAUCACACUCUGUACGGCCGCCUCCGUCAUCCCACGAGACGACAUCGGACAGGACGCCUUCUUUGCACCGGCAACCUCAGCAACAUCAGCAGCACCACCAUCAGCACUCUACCGUCGACAAGCUACGGGGCUUCCUUCCCUUCAAUAAGGGCAAGCAGGACAGCGGCAGUCGGCCACAGUCGGCACAACCACACAUAUAUCACGACGCCCAAGACGCUCAGAGGUCACUUGGCUUCCAGGGACAUCCAAGCAGGCCUCCACAGGGACCGCCCCUGCAGAGACAGCCACAAAAUCCGGAGCAACAGCAGCAGCUGAUUUUGUCUCCAGCUACGCAUAUAUCCAACCCACAGCUCUUCCUCCUGAACCAAGAACAACAGCCCGGCGGCCCGGCCCCACAAAACAGUUCUUUCCCACCGGCAAGGAUGCCACAAGGCUUUGGCGAUGACGGCCAGAAUUAUGGUCCUCGUCAAAUUGCGCAGGUUCGGACAGCGCCGAUCCAGCAGCAGCAACAACAGCAGCAACAGCAAGUAUUCAUCUCGCCACAGCAGGCCAACCGGGCAGACACGUUCAGCGUCCCUCCUGAAGAGGAACGACAUAGUAGGCGCGGGUCAGGCCUCUUGGGUUUCUUUGGCAAAGGCAAGGGCAAGGACAAGCAUCGGACAUCAGCCAAUAUGUCGCAGUUAGUCGCUCAACCGACACAACUAGCGCAACAGUUUGGCUUUUCUGGCCCAGACAGACCCGGAGGACAGCCAGCGCCCAGAUCUGGUUGGGAACGUGAUCUAGGAGGACGUCCCCGUGCUAGCACAACAGGGCUGUCAUUUCCACAGCCGCAGCAACAGCUGUCUGUCACGACGAACAUGCCGAACUCCACGAUCCCUGGACUGUCGCCUUCUAGGGCACCGUCUUCUGUCAGCCCCAACCUCGAAAUGAUGACGACCGGAAAGGUGCGGAGUGCCAGUGGCCCUUGCAUUCCGGCAUCCAGAAUUCACGGCCGUCUGCCGUCCGCGUCCUAUGGGCCACCUGUCCGCAAACCCGUGGGAUCCUCGCCGCCUCCGCUGCAGCCGACACAGCCGACAAGACAGCUUGCAGUCGCUCUUCUGGCGCCGAAUCCAGAUGCUGACCUUGAUCUUAUUGACCGCCCGCCUUCUGCUUUGUCGGAAGCUCCAACGGCUGCUGCUAAUGGCGACAUCGGUAGAGAAUUGAGUCACGUGCCGUCACCAUCUAUCUCGACGUCUACCCAUCAGCCAGCUGCUGACGCAGUGAGCCUGACGCCGUCAAUGGCGCCAACACCGCCGCCCCAGCAGCAGAAACAGCAGUUCCACCGGUCGAAGCUGUCCUCUGUAGUGGUGCAGCAGCCAGAGGACAUGGGGCAGAGACUGGCUGGGCAAUACCCGCAGAACAUGACCAUACAUCCCCAGCCUGGCCUAGGCGUCCCGACAUCCCAGCCACAGGUGACAAAGCAUGACAAGGAGAGAGAUCGGUCCAAGAAGUUCUUUGGCCGCUUCCGCCGUCCCAAGAGCGGCACCAUUGAUCCUCGGGGCCCGCCACCGGGCGGGCCUGAGUACCCUAGACAGCCUUCGCGCCAGCCGGUGAUCAGCGCGCCUAUGGGCGGUACGUUCCGUGGCUCUGGCACUCCUGUCGGGACUGUUGGACCGUUCGUUCCUCCGCUAUCAAACCUGGGCCUACCAACGUCAGCGUCCGAGCCGGUGCUCACACGUGAGCAAGCACUGCAGAAACAGAUAUCCCAACAAGAAGUACGGCAACAGCAGCCGCCUCGGCCGAUUGCGCCAUUUGGGGCGGCGUAUCGCAACCAUGUGCAAACCGGCGAAGCAUCUGUACCGACCCGGAAGCAAAUGCAGAACACGCACGGCGAGCCGCAGUACGGAAAUGUUGCUAUCCCUAUGGGAUAUGCUACCGUGUACAGCGAGGACAUGAUGGCGCGAUCGCACCAGUUGCAGCAGCAGCAGCAACAGCGGUUCGUGGCCUACCAGCCGCAAUUGCAGAUGCAACCACAACAGCACCUCCCAGCGGGUGUCUUCCAUGGUCAGGCCACCGGGUUAAAGGCUACAGGGCCUUACACGCAGCAGCUGCAAGGCCAACCGGCCAUCGGUUUUUCCAACACAGCUCCCGACGGAGUCGUCCGACAGAACCAGGCCGUGCCACAUCCGCUACAGCAGCACCCAGUUCGGUACGACUCCCCUGCUGCUAUCUACGCAGAAGUCGCAACUGCACCGUAUGCACCAACGCCUCCUCUUCCACAGCAGCAGCAGCAGCAGCAGCAGCAGCAACCAGAGGAACAGACUACGUCGACGCCGAACACAGUUUCGCCCCCAGCGGUGACUAGCCAACAGGAUCCAGUCGACAGCUCGUUUCUGCCCACGCCACCUCUACAGGCCCAUCCGCAGGCCGACCAGCAGCAGGAGCUACAAAUUCCACAGGCUCCAUCCCAGACAGCAAUACAGCAGAAGCACAUACAGGACGGCCGGGGACUGAUGGCUGGAGCCUCGGACUCGGCGAUCUCGUCGCCGCUUCAUGCCACGCCUGACUCAGCGCCAGUGCAGCCCAACGGCAACACCGCCCUUUCCAUGGGCGAAAGUCCCAUUGAUGCCACGGACGCUUCUCUCACAGACAUUACGAUUGGCAACCCCAUGGCGCCGGCACCGCUGCGCAUUCAGAGUCCCGUGCAGACAACAGUUGUCGGGAGCCCAACUACCACAGAGGAGGAUCUCAACGGCACGUCUGUCCGAGAGGCGCCGACCGCUGCAGCCUCUUCGGCAGACAGUCCGCCGCCUGCGAAUCCAGUCUCACCAUCUGCUUUGUCGACGCCUUCACCUACGGCUGUCUCUGUCAACGGCAGCAGCGAUGCCGAGUCGGCAAAGGUGGGACGGCAGAAGACUAUCCGACAGACGUCGGCCCAGCAGGUGGAGGAGUACAAGAGGCGACAGAUGCUCAAGGACCUGGAGGAGAAGAUUCCGGUGUUUGUGCCCGACAUGGACGAGCAGCUGGAGCAGCAGCGUCGCAAAGAGCGCGAACAGCCCCAUAUGUCGGCGACCAGCUAUCCGGGACAGGAGUGGAAUCCGUACGCAGAGUUUACGUUUGUGGAGGACGAUUUGAUGUGA
This is a messenger RNA of Grosmannia clavigera kw1407, 4203 nucleotides long. RefSeq lists its product as uncharacterized. The transcript has 2 exons. The coding region runs from base 1 to 4203 and encodes 1400 amino acids. NCBI's taxonomy places the organism in Eukaryota, Fungi, Ascomycota, Sordariomycetes, Ophiostomatales, Ophiostomataceae. The record is from RefSeq and is a predicted model, not a curated record.